Molecule: messenger RNA, 1350 nt
Organism: Populus trichocarpa (black cottonwood)
Lineage: Eukaryota; Viridiplantae; Streptophyta; Magnoliopsida; Malpighiales; Salicaceae
Product: purple acid phosphatase 17
Exons: 7
Coding region: 158-1165 (335 amino acids)
Molecular function (GO): ferrous iron binding; ferric iron binding; acid phosphatase activity
Source: RefSeq, a predicted model, not a curated record
UGGACUCAAGAAACAAUAGGGACGUGGACAGGACUCGCUGCAGCGUAGAGAAACAAGUUCACGAGUUGCUUGCUAUAUGGUACAAAGAAUUAUCCCCAGCAAGAUUCUCUUCUGUCUAUCCUUCUUUUCUUCUCUGUUCAGCUCUAGCUAGAGAGACAUGGCAGGUCUCAUUCUCAAUAACAAAAGCAUGGCUCUAUGCCUUGUUUUGGUGAUAUGUAGUUUUGGGUUGUGCUUAGUCUCUACACAUGCAGAGCUUCAAAGAUUUGGACAGCCUGCAAAAACUGAUGGGACUCUUUCCUUUUUGGUGCUUGGAGAUUGGGGCAGAAAAGGUGCUUUCAACCAGUCUGAAGUUGCUGUUCAGAUGGGAAGGAUUGGAGAGAAGCUGGACAUAGAUUUUGUAGUUUCAACAGGUGAUAAUUUCUAUGAUAAUGGAUUGACUGGAAACCAAGACAAAGCAUUUGUGGAAUCAUUUACUCAAAUCUACACUGCAAAUAGCCUGCAAAAGCAGUGGUACAGUGUCUUGGGAAAUCAUGACUAUAGGGGGAAUGCAGAGGCACAACUGAGCCAACAACUUAGGAAAAUUGAUAGCAGGUGGCUAUGUUUGAGAUCUUUCAUCGUCAAUGCUGAAUUGGCUGAAAUUUUCUUUGUGGAUACCACCCCUUUUGUCCAAUCAUACUUUACUAAUGCUGAGGGCCAUACUUAUGACUGGAGAGGCAUUGGAUCUCCUAGAUCUUAUAUUGCAAACCUAAUAAAGGAUCUAAAGUUGGCAUUGAGUGAAUCAAGUGCAAAGUGGAAAAUUGUUGUGGGUCAUCACGCAAUUAGAAGCAUAGGACAUCAUGGCGACACUGAGGAACUUGUCAGCAAGCUUCAUCCAAUCCUGAAGGCCAAUAAUGUAGAUUUUUACAUGAAUGGACAUGACCAUUGCCUUGAACACAUCAGUGACACAGAGAGUCCAAUACAAUUUCUAACUAGUGGAGCUGGGUCUAAGGCAUGGAGGGGUGACAUUAAAGAACAAAACAAAGAUGGUCUAAAAUUCUUCUACGAUGGUCAAGGUUUCAUGUCUGUGCAGUUGACUCAGAAUGAAGCAGAGAUUGCAUUUUAUGAUGUUUCUGGCACUGUUUUGCAUAGAUGGACUACAACAAAGUUGCUCCACUCAUCAACCUAGGGAUCCAUAGCCAACAGAUUGUCAUUGUUAUAAAUUUUUAUUUUUUUCCUAUCAUUAUUGAGCUCAUGUUUCAUUGUCAUUGAGCACUGUGAUAAUAGAGAGUUGGGGCCACAUCAAAAAAGAAAAAAAAAAUAGAGUUCUAUAAUGUCAUGAAAAUGAUUAAAUUGAUGGAGAGCUUCUAGCAA